AUGCCUGGAGCGAUGCAGAACAUGCAGAACAUGCAAGAGGCCAUGGGCCAAGGCUAUGGGAUGUCUUCACAGCAGCAACAACAGCAGCAAAUGCAAAUGCAGAUGAUGAUGAUGCAGCAGAUGGCUAUGCAGCAACAGAUGGGGCAAAUGUCACCCCAAAUGCUUGCUGCAAUGCAAGCACAAGCCGCAUUUUCAGGGAGGUCUGGCACUGCUCCGAGUAAUGGCUUGAAUGCCAACGCGCCAGAGUACGAUCCCUCUGCUUUGGGCAAGCUGGAGGAAAAGCUGCAGGCAGCAGUGCCUCAGAAGGAGGCCACGACUCUGGAGACGGUCACGGUAGGUCUAUUCCUGGAGGAGAUUGCCUACUUCAUGGAGGACAUGGAGAAAGAUCUUUGGUGGCUGCUACGAAUGGCGCACCAGUCGGGCGGAGCCCCAGAGUUGCUGACGGGCGACGAGCAGAUUGAGCCGGUGGAUGCUGCUGUGGAGGCGGCCAUCCAGAGGCUGAAGGAGCGCGCUGACAAGCACGCGGAGGAUCAUGUAGCUCAGGUUCGAGCCAAAAUCGCGAUCAUACCUUCGGUGGACAAGGCUGAGUGGGAGGCUCAGGGCCUGAUGUUGAUGCAUUCCAACAAAUCGGCCGGACUCGGCCGGACUCGGCUCCGGAUGCGGUCGUUGGUGGUGGGCGCCUCGCGGGGCCUCGGCCUGGCCUUGGCGCGGCAGCUGGCGCCGCGGGGCCGAGUCCUCUGCGCCGCGCGCAGCGAGAGCCCAGAGCUCCGGGAGCUUCGGAGGUUGUACCCGGACACAGUGACGGUGCUGCAGAUGGAUGUGACCGACGCCAAAAGCAUCGCCGCCGCUGCAGCGGCGGCUCGUGAAGCCCUGGCCUCAGCGUCGGCUUCGCCAGGGCUGGAGCUGCUGUGCCACACGGCCGGGCUUCUGCCGCCCGGCGGCCCGCUGAAUGCAGACGGGGCACUGCCAGAGCAGCAGUGGCCGUGGAUGGGCCAAAGGAUGUUGCCGGCGCUGAGGCAAGACAAAGCUCGAGGCGUCAUUCCUGAGAACAGUCUUCAACGAGUGGAACCCGACGCGGUGGCGUACUCUUUUGCCGUGAGCCUUGUCAUGGACAGCUGUUUGAAUGCCAUUGGGCCACUGCUGGUCUUGAAGCACUUCUCACCGCUGCUGAAGGCUGCGGCGCAGCAGCAGGGCAGCGCUGCCGACGACCCUUCUGGCACGCCGGGCGCUGUCGCAGUCUUCUACAGCGCCCGUGUGGGCUCUAUCGGCGACAAUGCCUCAGGUGGUUGGUACUCCUAUCGCAGCAGCAAGGCCGCCUUGAACCAGGUGGUUCGCAGCAGUGCUCUUGAGCUGCGGCGAGCGAAGGUCUGCUGCUUCGCGCUCCACCCAGGCACCGUGGACACGGACCUCACGGCGCCCUUCGCGAGAGGUGCCCUGGUGAUCAGGACGGUCUUGGGGCUGCUGGGCGCGCUUCAACUGUACGUGGGCCUGGCCCUCGCAGAGGUGCCCUUCCUCCUGGGUGUUUCAACAGACGAUGAGGGCAAAGCGGCAGCCCUGAUUCAGAACUGCUUGAUUUUCGCCUGUUGGUUUGUGGAGAGCAGCUGCCUGGCAGAGCAGCCGCUGCCAGCUGUUCAGGGUGCGCUUUGCCUGGUGGUGGGCCUAGCUUGCACCCUCAUCGACUGGGCUGGCCCUACGCCCUAUGAUGACAUGCGUGCUGGCUUCGCAAGCCAGAUCGCAGGUUGUGACGGGGGUUUUCGGUCGCCCUUUGUGCUCUACGUGAGCGUGUGGGUGACCGGCCUGAUCUUCGGCACGUUGCUCCUCUUCUUUGAGGAAGGUGCGCUUUUCGUGAGCUGUGGCGAGGGGACGAGCCUUGGCUUGCCGCUGCGGCGGAAAGUGCUGCCGGUGGUCUAUGGCCUGGCCACCUCGAUGUCCUGCGUCCUCUUUGCCACAGGUUCUGCAACCAACGACAUGAGCUGGGUGACGGCUGGUGUCCUGCUGCUGGUGAUUUCAGUGCUUUGCGCCUGGGAUUGGCUCUGGUCCUUGCAAAUGAACAUGGCGACGCUGGGGGCGCUCUUUCAGGGUUUCGCCAUUGCCUUGCGGGCUGUGCAGAACCAUGCAGUCUUCCGAGACCUGCGCUGGGAUCCAUCGGAUGCCAAGGGGCUACUGGUUGUUUACGAGUUCCCGGGGCUUCAGAUCUUCAUGUUUGGCCUGUUCUUGAUGUUCAUCUCCCUGCAGUUCUACCUGUACACAUGCCACUGGGAGGAGUGGGGUAAUCAAAGCCUGGAGCCUGAGGCCCCAGCAUUUCCCUAUGAGUCCUUGCCAAAGCUUCGUCAGAGUGGAGCGAUGCUGAAGGACCUCGGUCAAACAGAGCGUGAGGCAGAGCAGGAUGAUGAGUUGUGCAGUGGGAGCCAAUGGUGGCAGUGGCUCUUGCUUCCGCUGUGCAUCGUUUGCCAGAUCAUUGGCGUGCACGUCCCUUUAAUUUACACAGAGUGUGUUUUUCCACAAGUGACCUGGUUUCACGACGAUCCUGGGGGCUACAAAGUGUCUCAAGGGGAGUCGUACACAGAUGUCAUUCGCUGGCUCUAUCAACGUCAUCUACCAUGCUCUGCGCUUGUGGCUGCGUACAAUGCCAUGCUGCUGCCGCCGCUGCAGUUCUUGAUGAUAUUUCUCAUUCUGCUGCGGUCCAGCCUGGUGCCGUCCGAGCUGCGCCGGUCCAUGCAGAACUAUGUGAUGACCCUGGCGCCCAUGCGCUUUACCCAGCCCUCCAUUAUGAUGUUGGUGGUGGGCAUUGCCAGUUUGCCCAUUCACAACCAGCACGAGGACAAUCUCCAGUACAGCGGCAGCUUCACCAGCGGCUACUGGUUCUUCCUGACCUACUGCAUCCUAAACCUAGUGCUUGCCUGGUCGGUGCAGCCCACCGAAACAUUGCAGACGCAGGCGCAGGGUGCCAAGAAGCUUCACCGAGACCCUCUCAUGGAGAUGGAGCUGAAGCACUGGCACGGGAAUGAGGAUUCAGAGUCGGAGGAGUCCCCGGGCUCCAACUCAAUUCCUGUCAUGGCUGUGCUGGUUGCGGGCCUUCCCAUUGUCACUUGUGCGUGCUUGGCGCUCCUGAACCCCUACCUGGAAUUCGAGUUUCGGGUCGCAGGUGUGGUGAUUCACCGGGUGACGCCAACAGUGCUGGACCUCUGGUUUAGCAUAGGCUCGGUGAACCACUUCCUCAUGUGCUACUGCGCCGCAACGCUGAUUGUCUUCCCACUGCUAUGGCUGGCCUGCCUUUGCUUCCGGCUCUUCUCCAAGCCGCUGCCAUGGCUUCGGUCGUUGGAGUCGCUGCUGCGGCCUUGGGUGAUGUGCCACAUCUGGGCAGCCUCGCUGGUGCUGGUCUAUUACAUUGUGACAGCCCGGAACAAGAACACAAUGGAGGUUUGUGCCAGCUUUCCGGCCGUGCCCAUCGCACCCUUGGCGAUCGUCCUCAUGGGAGCAGGCACCUAUGGCCUCAUCCACGCGGCCAAGGGACCAGGCCACACAGCUAUGCCUCCGCUGCCUGGGGGCAAGUUGUUCUGGCUUGGCGGGCCCGCCCUGACAAUGCUCAGCAUCGGUGGCCUGCUGUCAACCACGGGUCCUGUGCGACCGCCUGCCAUUCAGAGCCUGCAGGACCUCAACCAGCAGUUUGUACACCUUGCCCCCGUGGUGAACCAGCGCAUUCACAGGGAUGUGACAGAAUCGUUUGGCGAUUGCCAGACACUGUGGGAACAUUUGGCGGAGCAAGGCCAGCAGCCGCGCAACCGCAGCAGCUGCUCCGGCAACGCCCCGUUGCUGCAGAAGGAGCUGCAGAUGGGCUCUGCGACGGCAGCAGGGGGCAGGCAUCUCUUCAAGAUCACGGCGCUGUGGGCUAAGGGGGUCAACACCUUGCAGCUCCUGGGCAUGGCAGUGCAGCCGCCUUCCCGUUUGGUGCCCCAAGUCUGGCACUUGAACAUCUCAGCAGCAUUUGAAGACCUGCAUGUUUUCAUGAGAGUUCUGGUGGAUGACAAAGCCUGGUUCGACGGUUACAUGUGCUGCGACCAGCCCUUCCACUUCCGACUCCAAGUGACUGUGAAGUGCCUGCAGGAUAUUGGGUUCCAAGACUUGGAGGUGGAUUUGGUUGAAAUGGACAAGGUUGUGUUGGCCAACGGUGCCGCGCUGACUGGCCCAGCCUGGGCGGCAGUGAGCUCCGAUCUGGGCCGACGCGAGCUGGUGAAGAAGGUCAUCGAAGACUUUGCAUCCCUGCACACUGGCCAGGUGCUUUUAUCGAGCCUCAACCAGAGGGCCACACGCAGCCGGCAGAUUGCCAGCGAUGUCCUCUCGGACGUGGUUCAGCUCAACACAGGCCACAUCUGCGCCAGUGAGCCCAGCGCACGCAGUGGUAUCAGUGAAGAGCAACUGAUGCCAGAGACAUUGCCUAGGCGCUGA
Effrenium voratum is the source of this 4446-nucleotide messenger RNA. NCBI's taxonomy places the organism in Eukaryota, Dinophyceae, Suessiales, Symbiodiniaceae. The record is from the annotation of a GenBank genome assembly.